UCUAUCCACCCCACUGCGGUCCCGACUCCCGAGGCAUUGACCGAUAUUUACUGUAAGCUCCCAGUCUGUUACAGCUGCAGUCAGAGCUAUUCACACAGCCGAGAGGACACCUUGGGCUAAUACUACCUACAGUAGCCUACGGAGUUGAACUUUGCGAGAUGUCUCUUCAGCAGGCAGAGUUUGAGCGAGUAGCAGAUGAUGUGAAGAAGGUGAAGUCCAGACCUUCAGACCAGGAGCUGCUGGACAUGUAUGGUCUGUAUAAGCAGGCCAUAUUUGGAGACAUCAACAUUGACAAACCAGGCAUGUUAGACAUGAAGGGAAAAGCCAAGUGGGAGGCAUGGGAUUCUAGGAAAGGUAUGUCCAAGGAGGAUGCCAUGACGGCUUACAUCGCACUUGCUAAGGAGAUCAUCAGCAAAUACUAAUAUGAUGAUGAAGUCGUAUCCAGGGUGUGACUAGAAAUGGUUAUUAUGAGGAGAGCUGUAUCUCAUUCAGCCACAAGCCAUAGGUUAUGAGAAGCUACUGCACGAGGAACAUGAUUCAUUUUCAUGAUUCAUGAUUCAUGAUUCAUUUUCUCCUUAGAUUGAACUUUCUUGACUUUUAAAAUGUGGAGUUUUUAAAAAUUGAUAUCAACCCCUAUGCACUUUUGGGAUGUUGAAUUUAUGAUUUAAUAAAACAUUGUUUUAAAUUAC
This is a messenger RNA of Oncorhynchus kisutch (coho salmon), 689 nucleotides long. RefSeq names its product acyl-CoA-binding domain-containing protein 7-like. NCBI's taxonomy places the organism in Eukaryota, Metazoa, Chordata, Actinopteri, Salmoniformes, Salmonidae. Bases 159 to 422 code for a protein of 87 amino acids. The record is from RefSeq and is a predicted model, not a curated record. Gene Ontology annotation, molecular function: fatty-acyl-CoA binding. The transcript is spliced from 4 exons. Gene Ontology annotation, biological process: fatty acid metabolic process.